Molecule: messenger RNA, 966 nt
Organism: Seriola dumerili (greater amberjack)
Lineage: Eukaryota; Metazoa; Chordata; Actinopteri; Carangiformes; Carangidae
Product: retinal cone rhodopsin-sensitive cGMP 3',5'-cyclic phosphodiesterase subunit gamma-like
Exons: 3
Coding region: 117-344 (75 amino acids)
Biological process (GO): visual perception; positive regulation of G protein-coupled receptor signaling pathway; positive regulation of epidermal growth factor receptor signaling pathway
Cellular component (GO): photoreceptor outer segment membrane
Molecular function (GO): 3',5'-cyclic-nucleotide phosphodiesterase activity; cGMP binding
Source: RefSeq, a predicted model, not a curated record
GACUUUAAAAAGGGACGGUCCGGCAGUGAGAGGAAUGCCACAAGCGAGGAACUGACGAGCUCAUCAGACAGCAUCAGAGAAACCGUUUGAGACUCCAACAAAAGUAACUAAUCCAAAUGGCAGACGUGGCCGUUGCAGCUCCCGCCGACAAGAAGGCACCUCCCAAAUUCAAGCAGAGGGCCAUGCGCACCUUCAAGAGCAAGGCACCCAAACCAGGCCAGAAGGGAUUCGGAGACGACAUCCCCGGGAUGGAGGGUCUUGGCACAGACAUCACAGUGAUUUGCCCAUGGGAAGCCUUUGGUGACAUGGAGCUCAGCGACCUGGCGAAAUAUGGAAUUGUCUAGCCCUCUUUCCUCUGCCUUUACCCCUAUUGCCACUAUUGUCCCUCAUGUAUUCCAACUAUUUAUCAAGCAGCUGAGAAUCUGCUCUCUGUGUACUGUGGAGUGGAGGCAGCCCUUGAUGAUUUACAGGUUUGACCUGGGAAAAAACUAAUCCAGCACCUUUUCUUGUCUAUUGCACUUUAUUUGCCCCUGCCUUCCCAACAACUCUCCUUCAUCCUUUUCUAUUUCUCUUCACCCCUGCCUUCUCUUUUUCCCCUGGAUCUAUCUUAUCCAGUUCUUCCUCUCAUAACGUAUCAGCUUGUACUUUCCACACAGAGAGAGAGAGAGAGAGAAAAAAAAAUCUAAAGGAAUAUAUUAUACAUUUUGUAAACAUGAAAGAGGGUUUGAUAUCUGUUAUUGUGAUAUCCCAGGGCUGUGUUGCUCUUCUUGCAUGUCUCACCUCUUCUCCUCAAAGCUGCUGAUUUGACAUGCAUAGAUUUCUAUUUUGUCUAACAGCUAAAUCAGAUUUUAUUUUUAUGAGAAAGUCUAUAAUUCACUUUGCUCUUCAGUGGAAAAUGAUCAACCCUGUCUCUUUCUUCAGUAGAGAUGAACAAUUCCAUAAACACAAUAAAUGUCCAUAUUUUCC